AGGGAGGGCCAGUCAGCUUUGCCAAAUACGCCGGCGCCCCAUACGCCCAGGAAGCGAAACAGGCACCGAGAUUCCUGCUCAACUAACAUGUCCACCAUACCCAUGUUUUAAAAGCUGAUCUAGUUUUUUGUUGUCGCGUAUUUAUGUUUUUAAUAAUGCCUUAUUUAAUUGUAUAAUGCCAGAUCGUCGCGGCGAUGAGGUUCACGAGAGAUAUCUACCGGCUGCUGGGGCUCUCGAGCGGCCCCAGUGAACAGAGAGAGGAGAGCAUGGAAACAGAAGCUGCGACUGAUGCCAGCCACACUUCAGCACCACAGGAGCCCCUCAGUGGAGAGGAGGGCUUAAGUGAGGCGGAGAGAUCCAAAAGACGAGCAGAGAAACGACGGGCUAAGAAGAAGCGGCAGAAAGAACGGAAGAAGCUGGAGAAGGGGAAACAGAGCGAAAACAUGGAACAGGAGGAGGAGUCAGCGGAGGGCCCAGGUGAAAGUGAGUCGGAGGAGGAGGGGCCAGGUGAGGAACAGGAAGAGGAGGUGCCUGCACAGGAAGAGGAGGAGCCUAUGAAGGAAGUGGAACCAGCACCUCUCCCGCCCCCCACCAAGAGUUCAGUAGCUCCGCCUCUUGGAAGCAGAGCCAACCGCCAGCAUGCAACUAGUGAAGAGGACCCUGAGUGGGACGUCAGUAGUGCGUUUGUGGCCAAUGCCGUGAGCCACCUGCGGCCGAGAGCGAAGAGCAAAGCCCCACGUAGCAGCCGGGAGAACAAGGAGAACGAGAGCCGAGGAGGCCAGACCAACUGCACAGAUAGUGGGGCUAAGAGAAGUGCCUACCUCACAGAGAAGGGCAUACAGCUGGUUCAGGAGGGCCAGUACCUUCAGGCAGUUUCCAUGUUUACAGAAGCCAUCAAGUAUGACGCCACCGACUACAGGUUCUUUGGGAACCGCUCCUACUGUUAUGAGUGUCUGGAGAUGUAUCCACAGGCUCUGGCCGAUGCUGAGAUGUCCAUCAGACUUGCCCCCACCUGGCCCAAGGGCUUCUACAGGCAGGGCAGUGCCCUGAUGGGGUUAAAGAGGUACAGUGAAGCGGAGAAGGCCAUGGAGCAGGUGCUUUUGCUGGAUAAGGACUGUGAAGAGGCGGCCAACGAACUCUUCAACUGCCGAGUCCUUCAGCUCAUGGACCUCGGCUUUGAGGAGAUUCAGAGUGUCUUUCUGCUGGAGAAGUACACUACAGUUCAGGAUGCACUUGCAUCGUCCGAGGCAACAGCAGUGGCAAGCCAGGAGAACUACUCUGGCCAGGCUGGGGGUCCGUCUCUAUGGGUGGGGAACGUCACCACUGAACUGACGGAAAAACAUCUAUGGGACCUCUUCAAAACGUGUGGAGAAAUAGACAGUAUCCGUGUGCUGCAUGAGCGGUUCUGUGCCUUUGUCAACUUUAAAAAUGCAAGCAUGGCGUCCCGGGCCCUGGAGAAACUCAAUGGCUAUGGAAUUGAGAACACUCGACUGGUGGUACGUUAUCCUGAUCGGCGCACACAAAGAGCCCUCCCCCCAACGCUGCUCUUAAAGGCCCCGCCCCUUCUCUCAGGGGCCACUGGUGCCAGGCGGCGGGGCCCGGUGCACGGGGACGAGUGUUACUUCUGGCGGACGACAGGCUGCCACUUCGGAGAGAAAUGCCGCUACAAACACAUUCCUGACCAGAGGGGGAAAGACCGCAAGCCCUGGCAACCCUAACCAGCGGGCAACCUGGCAACCUGGCAACCUGGCAACCCUGACCCCAGCACCGACUCUCUAUGUGUCUGUCUGUCUCACUCAAACUGGACUGUUCCGUGUGUGUGUUCGUGAGAGUGAAUGAAUGUGUGUGUGUGUGUGUGUGUGUGUGUGUGUGUGUGUGUGUGUGUGUGUGUGUGUGUGUGUGUAUAUGUGUGUUUGUGAAAGAGAGACAUUAUCUUUCUGUGUAGGAAGCUCUUUAGGUUUUUGGUGAAAUGCACUUUAGUCAGCUCGAUGUCUUAGUUAAUCAACUGAUGCAUAAUUUUCCCACUACACACACACACACACACACACACACACAACGACACUCCCAGUGCCCCAUCAAAGCAUUACUUGUGAUCAUCUUUUGCACUUUAUUGUUCACCCAUUUAUAUGGGACUCUUCAGUUUAGUGGAAUCACCAGUGUUUUACACUACACACACAAACACACCACAUUCUCUCUCACACACACACAAACACACACACACACACACACACACACACACACACACACACCGAAACACAGACACUCCGAGUGCCCCAUAUAAGCUUUACUUGUGAUCAUCUUUUGCACUUAAAUGGGACUUCAGUGCGGUGGAAUCAGUGUUUUUACACUAUAUACAUACACACACACACACACACACACACACACACCUACUUGCAGACCAGACACAAACACUUGAAUUACGCCAUUUGUGCUUCCUCUUCUUUUACACACACGCACGCACACACACACACCCCCACACCAAAACAUACACAGGCCUAUCAUAUCACUAAUGUAACUGUAGACAUUUUCACAUUGGAUGAUCAAACUACUGCCUAUUACCUUUGUGUGCCUUAUGUGUGUGUGUGUGUGUGUGUGUGUAUGUGUGUGUGUAUCUGUCCUAAGUGCCUGCCCCCCUCUGUGUGCCUUACAGUAAUGUGUGUGUGUGUGUGUGUGUGUGUGUGUGUGUCUGUCUGUUUGUCCUAAGUGCUUUACAGGGAAGUGAAAGUGGGAUGCCUGAAGCGAAACCACUCACACACACACACACAUACAUACACGGACGGACACCCUCACAACUCGAUCACCAAUGUGUGUGUGGGGGUGUCUGUGUCUGAGACUGACUGCUCUUCACACGAGAGAGAGUGAGAGAGAUUUUGUUUCCUGUGUGAAAACAUGUUUUAGUGCAAAGAUCUGUUUUAAUCUGCCAUGUUGCGUGUUUGUGUGUGCAUGAGUGUAUGUAUGCAUGUGUGCAUGUGCACUUCUGUGUGUGAUAUAUUUGUGUGUGUGUGUGUGUGAGUGUGUGUGACUGUCAGCCUAUGCUCCUGUGUUUUAUAUGAAGUGUUUCACACCAUAAAGCCAAAGAGCUCAUUGGAUUAAAAAUGUUUUCAUCUCCA
Molecule: messenger RNA, 3110 nt
Organism: Sardina pilchardus (European sardine)
Lineage: Eukaryota; Metazoa; Chordata; Actinopteri; Clupeiformes; Clupeidae
Exons: 16
Coding region: 195-1718 (507 amino acids)
Molecular function (GO): metal ion binding; protein binding; RNA binding
Source: RefSeq, a predicted model, not a curated record